CCGAGUUUUGUUCUUUUUUGCACACCGAUUUUUUUUUGGUCUGCACGAUGCAGAACCGCACCAAGGUCCGGAGGCGAGUCCUGGCCUGUGCGCGUUGCAGGCGCAGGAAACUUUCGUGUGACGGAAAGGUUCCGGCGUGCACUCGCUGUGUAGACGCAAGGGUGCAGUGUGUUGGGUUCGAUUCUUCGACGCAGCAGGAGGUUCCGAGGAGUAUUGCUGAUUUCCUCGAGGCUCAUAUUGCGACGCUGGCUGGACGGCCCGAGGGUUCAACUUCGACCUUCUCCUCGCCGUCGAAUUCGGGCGAUUCGGAUGCUCACUACUCGAUUCAGUGGGGGACGGAAAAAUGCGCUUUCACUGACAGCCUCGUGAAUCGAGUCAUGGAGGAUAUCACUCCCCCGUUUCUUGGCGUCACAAAGGCUCAGCCGCUGUUGCAGUGUGUGGUGAAAGGCACUCAGCUUCCGUCCAAGAAAGGCCCGGUGGUGUCGACUGAUUUGGACGAGAAUCACCCCAGGUCCAUCAUCAACCCUCAGCCGUCGAAGAGUCAUUUCCACGAGCUUAUACCUGAUGAGGUAGGGGCGAAUAUCCUCUUCCAGAACUAUCUGGAUCGAGUAAUUACACAGUAUCCUAUCUACCACCGGAAUGAUGUGACCACGGCUUUCAACUCCAUCUACCACAGGAAGGCGUCGAAUCUGGACCAAGACACAGUCCGAAACCGUUAUAUUGUCUGCAUCAUGAUGGCCAUAUCAUUAAGUACAGCCGCGCGAAGCAACCUGCAAAAAGCCAAUGAAACAGCGUACCAACUCGUCCGACACGCUAUGCAGUGGAUACCGGAAGUAGCGACGAACGAUAUUGCUGGAUUGCAGGCCAUACUUUUCCUCACUCAGUACAUUUUUUUAAAUCCUCGAAUGGCAGAUUUAUGGCUCUUGACGGGCCUGAUCAGCCAGGCAGUAAUCGACCUUGGUCUCCACCAGGAACUGCCCAACCACUCAACCAUCUCGGCAUAUCACCGCGAUAUGAGGCGGCGUUUGUUCUGGUGUGCGUUCGAGAUGGAAGUCGGCGUGUGUUCAAUAUUCCUACGACCUACGAGCUUACCCAUCAGACAUAUCGAGGUUGCUUUUCCGGUAGAGAUUGACGACACAGCUAUCACCCAGUCGGUUAUGGAACUAACAGGCCGCGUUUCCAAGUUCACGCAGCGCAUAAUAUGUCGGUUCCGGCUCAUCGAGGCGGAGGUUAUCUCAGUGUUGUGGCAUGGGGAUCCAAUUCCGAGCGGAAGCACAUCAAUUGAACAGUGGAUGCAGAGAUGCAUUGCCGACAUCUCACUAUGGCAGCAGGAAAUUUACGCAGCAGCCAAUAUGAACAGGGACCCUGGGUUGGUGGCGCGAUGGAAAGAGAUGACGCUCUACUCGGACAUAUCCGUCCCGUACAUUCUCGUCACGUUGUACCGGCCUUCUCGACGCAUACCCGACCCAAACACCUGCCAGAUGAUGAUAGCCCUAGUCAACGCCGUCAAAGUCGCAGACGGCUACUUCCAACAGUCCGAAGCCGAAGCCGGACGGAUAAAAUACGUCUUCCACCCCUGCCACCACGUAUUCAACUGCGCGCUCGUCUUCCUCCAGGGCCUGCAGCGCUGCAAGCAAGAAGUCUCCCAAGCAUAUUCAUGGGAAGAUAUAGAAGAGUGGAUGCACGUCUUCGGCAAAUGCUUCUCGCGCAUCGCAGAACGAUGGACCGCAGCCCAGCGCUGUCUGGAAGAGUACGAACGCCUACUAUCGCCCAUCAAGAACGAGUACCUCGACUUCUUGGAGCACAACGCAUCUUUGCUGCCGCUUUCGUCGCAGGCCCCGGCAACGUCAAGAGGGCCCCACAGGUAUUCGGCCCCUGGACCCAGUUCAGCUACACCGCCCGCUCCGCCAUCGGCGCCCGCGAAGAUCGAUGAAGCGUUCAACCUGUGGAGCGCGUUCAAUCCAUCCACAACGCCUAGUGCGACAAAGUCGCCCAGCGUGCUUCCGUAUAACACACCGCCUCGAGACUGGAAUGCAGAGUUCUCUCUCAGAUACGGGACGGAAUCAAUACCUGGUCUGUAG
Messenger RNA from Dothidotthia symphoricarpi CBS 119687, 2081 nucleotides. Its product is annotated as GAL4-like transcription factor-like protein. The transcript is spliced from 2 exons. NCBI's taxonomy places the organism in Eukaryota, Fungi, Ascomycota, Dothideomycetes, Pleosporales, Dothidotthiaceae. Gene Ontology annotation, biological process: positive regulation of transcription by RNA polymerase II; DNA-templated transcription. The record is from RefSeq and is a predicted model, not a curated record. The coding region runs from base 48 to 2081 and encodes 677 amino acids. Gene Ontology annotation, molecular function: zinc ion binding; DNA-binding transcription factor activity, RNA polymerase II-specific; sequence-specific DNA binding.